Linum trigynum is the source of this 4850-nucleotide messenger RNA. The record is from the annotation of a GenBank genome assembly. NCBI's taxonomy places the organism in Eukaryota, Viridiplantae, Streptophyta, Magnoliopsida, Malpighiales, Linaceae.
GGACUUCCUUAUUUCUAUGUAGAAGUCCUAACAUAUGCACUUGUUUUUAUCACUCACCCAAUCUAAAUUAAUCACUAUUCAUUUGUAAAUCAAGUUAGUUACCAAGAAGUAAAAACUAUAGCAAGCCAUUAACCAUAGCAUCUUCCUUCGCCUACAUUUCCACCAUCAACCGACAGUGGUCUGCGAGUUCCAAAAAAUCGAAGGAAAUGUGUGCCUAAAUAUGCUAUGUUCAUUCUCAAAGAAAACAAGGUAGGGAUUUAGUUGAAAAUUGAACCCUUUAAUCAUAACAUUGAGAUUGUUUUCGUUUUUAUAUUACGGAGAUCAAGGUAACUGUUGUGAUCGAGAAUUUCACUAUUUGUUUACACCAUAAAUUCUGUCUUGUACCACAUUGGUGAGUUACAAGAUAAUCAAGGAGUUUAUAAGGUUACGUCCAUUAUAAUAAUUAAUGUUGUUUAAAUUGGGCCUUAUGAAUAUUGAUUUUAAACCCAAGUCACUAGCUCAUUAAUGAGCAUGGACAUGAUUCAAUAAGGGACAUUGGCCGCUCGUAAGAGGCCAUGCCAUGCCACGAGAUGGCAUGAAAAUUUCUAAGUAUGAGAAGUCCAUGGCCAUGAAUGAAGAGGCCAUGCCGCCUCAUAACCAAUACCAAAUGACACAAAAACAUAUCCAUCUAGAAUUUAGAAGCACAUGCCAUCUCAAGGAAGACCUCGAUACGGUAAAAAACAUUCUAAGUCUCGAGAAGGGCAUGUCACUUCAUGAAGAGGCCAUGCCGCCCCAUGACCAAGGCCUAAUGACUGAAAAAUAAACUAAGUCUGGAAGAGGUACAUGCCACUUCAAGGAGAAGCACGUGCCGCGUCACGAGAGGGGUUAUGGACGCAAGGCCACGAAUCACACUUCAAAGAAGACAAAGAUAUUCUAAGUGUGGAGAAGGACUUGUAGCUUUAACGAGGAGGGUCAUGUCCCUCUAGAGAUCGAGAAUGUCAUGCCGUGUCACAAGAGGGGUCAUGGACACGAAUGAGAAGGGCGUGGUGGUAGAGCACUAUAUCAGUAAUGACUAAGUCCCAAGUGGGCCAUGGACAUGGGUAAGAAGUCCAUGGCCAUGAGACAAGAGAGCCAUGACCCCUUUUGCGAGACACUACAUGCUCGUCAAAAGACUAGCAUGGCCUGAGAUUUAGAAUAAGACCAGGCGAGGCAAGCUACACUCCAAAACCCACGACGGUUCCAAGAGAGGCACCUAGGCGGUUGAAGGAGUAACCACCACUCCGAGGAAGAAGGGAGCAGUUCUUUUUGGGAGUUAUCCAAGAGGCGGUUUUCCACCGAAGAAGGAGGAGCGGUUCUUUGUAGCAGUUAUCCAACAAGAGGUUUUCUAUGGCGGUUACCUCCUCGGGGCUAUAAAUAAGAGGAGGGGUCGACAGAGACAGAUGUGCCAAAACCAACACUCUGACACACAUGUCAAGUUUAUCCUUUACCUUUUCUCUAUCAUGUAGCCAUAGAUGUAGUUCGUAGUUUGGAGCUCUCGCCGAACCUCCAUAGGAGUAGAAGUAAUUUAAUUUAGAUCUCGUUCCCAGAAACCAUCAAUCAAACACCCUCGUUCGAACUUUGUUUGAAGAGGUUUGAGCCGUGUCUUAGAAAUCGUUGUCCAUGGAAGUCAAAGGUGCAAUCCAUCUCAAUUCAACAAGAGUUUUCUCGCCGGAAAACACUAUUCAUAAACUCUUUUCCUCUCAAAAUGUCAUAGGCAAUUCAUUCUCUCACUACAAAAAUCCCAUAUCACAAACCUAACUUCUUAAGUUCGUCACACAAUCAUUUUUGGGUUGCCGUUUCAAACUCCAUCAACCCCAACUGCUUGCCUAUCUAUCGAAUUCCCAAAACAAUGACAAAGAAAGUUAGUUAGGCUUACACCCAAAAUACCUAACUUCUUAAGUUCGUCACACAAUCAUUUUUGGGUUGCCGUUUCAAACUCCAUCAACCCCAACUGCUUGCCUAUCUAUCGAAUUCCCAAAACAAUGACAAAGAAAGUUAGUUAGGCUUACACCCAAAAUGCCUAAUCAGCUGUUUGAUGGGGUAAAAAUAAUGAAGUGGAAAAAGAAAGAAAAAAAGAGCUCAGCAAUGCCAUUUUCGACCCUAAUUAUUAUGAUCGUGAGCGUGCAGAGGACCAACCCUGCAGCGGCGUGUUUCAUCAUAGCUCCGAAAGAAUGCACCAGCCGGGAAUCGAACCCGGGUCUGUACCGUGGCAGGGUACUAUUCUACCACUAGACCACUGGUGCUAUUGUUGAUACUAUCCCUUAAGUAAUAGAUAAAUCCACUCAUGUUUUUUCGGCCCACCGGUGCUAUCGUUUUCAGUAUUUUUUUUUCUUUCUCCCUCCAUAUUUCUCACAAAUGAAUUGUCCCCCACAUUAUUUGUUACUUUUGUCUUCAUCCCAGCAUUGUUACUUUUAGGUGUGAUAAACGGUAAGUUAUUUAUUGAUUUUAAUCUAUACCAAAUGGAAAACAUGGUCAGUAGUUAAAAUCUCUUAAUAAUUUGGUUGUAUUUUAUUUGGUGGUUAACUGGUAAGAAAAUUGAUGAUCUCCUACUAGUAUGACCACAUAGUUUUGAGUUUUGACUAAAAUGAAAAGUCUCAAAAUUCAAAUCCAACCAAAGUCACUAUUCUAAACAUCCCAAUACCCAAUUCAAACCUAUUACAAACAACUCUCCAACUCAAAGUCUAAAAAUGUUUUAAGAGACAUCCUCUGAAAAGUCAUCCCUUCCCGUUUGCAGUCGGCAGAGCGAACAUGGCACCCUAGUAGUCUCCGUUUCUUUGAUAUCUGUGAAAUGUGAAUGAUGAUAAUAUGUUGUGCUUGUGUUUGAGGUCUUGUUAAUUAGUAUUCGCUAAUUGAAUGAACACGUUUGAUUAUUUGUAAUGUUAUUUGUUGGUAUUUGAAUUUGGAUUAAGAAUUGCAUUACAUUGAUGUUAUUUCUUUCAAUGAGGGUGUUUGAAGCGCUUCCUUUUAGACUUUUUUUUUUCCACGAAUUGACUCUGCUGAUCAUCGGGCAAUUCAUAUUUCAUACGUAGGAAAUUCUCCAACCAGAGGGUUGUUUUUCAUACUGAGGGAAGAGUUGUUUGAGCUUACCGGCUCUUACCUCACGUUUUGCUUUCUUGCCCGCUACUGCUAACUUAUUUUAUAUUUAUAAUGUGAAGUGUAGUUAAAUUAACAAACCGAGAAACCUAAGUGGUACUAAUCUAGGAACAAAGGAAAAAAGAGCUCCGAAAAUAUCGGAGGUUCUCCAAAUCGCGAAAAGCAAGGUUGCUAGGGUUCGGCGAGCUGAAUGACGGCGGCGAAGCGGCCGACGUCGCCGGCUGUGGCGGGUAAGCCCCCGGAGGUCUCGAGUGGCCAACGACGCCCAGCGGAAGCUUCCUCUACUCCAGAUGGCAAGAGCGCCAGAGAAACGGUACAACCAAAGAAGAAGGUUCGCGCUCUGAAUUUUGAGGGGGAGGCAGUGGAUGUUGAGGACUUAACGGCGGAGGAGAUGGACACGGAACACGAGGGGAACGCACCUAAGGCGUCAUGGCAGGCGAAGAAGGGUAUGAGCUUUAGUGAUAUACUGCAGCAAGACCAUUGGUAUGUAGCUGAGUCAGACUCUGAGGACGUGUUAGAAAGAGAGAAGGAAGAAGACGAUGAGAUUGAUGAUGAAAAAGAGGACCCAAAAUGCCCGACCAUUCCUUUUACUGCAACGGAGAAGACAAGGUGGCGCCGAGAAUGGCGCUCGGCUUUGGUAGUGAAGGGUCUGGGAAGGAGGGUCUCCUAUAUCCCGUUGGCACGUCGACUGAAUGCAAUAUGGGCUAGACAUGGCGACCUACAGAUCUCGGACAUGAGGAAUGGAUGCUUUUUAGUACGAUUCUGUAACCAGAAGGAUUAUGAAUGGGCGACAUUGGGUGGACCAUGGCUGCUGGGGGACACUUACUUGACGGUUCACAGAUGGUUUAAGGGUUUCAACCCGUGGAAGACUGUGGUAACAUCAACGAUGGUGUGGGCUCAGUUACCCGAACUACCGAUCGAGUUCAUAAAUAAGGAAGUUGUAAUGAAGAUUGCGGGAUGGCUGGGACGCCCGGUACGAGUGGAUAGAGCUACUGAACUGGGUGCCCGAGGAAAUUAUGCUAGGGUAUGUGUUGAGGUUGACCUAACGCAACCGCUACUAUCACAAUUUAAGAUAGAGGGUGUCACAUACCUGGUCCAGUAUGAGGGCCUGGAUGACCUCUGUACCUGUUGUGGGACGUACGGAAAAAGAGCUGGGACAUGUCAAUGUGCGAAACUAGCAAGUGCAAUGGAAGUGGAGGGUAAUAAAGAAGUGGAACCGGAGGGAAGGGUGGAUCCAACGCAGGGCCAAACAUAUGGCGACUGGAUGGUCGUGAAGAGGCGGGGGCGAGGCUAUGAUCGGGGGAAGGAAGAGGGAAAGGAAAAAAAGAAAGAAGAAAUAAGUAUGAAUAGGUUCCAAAAGUUACAAAGGGAGACGACCCAAGUGGAAAACAGGGAAGAUGAAAAGGAGUCCGAUAAGGGUAAUGAGGGUGGUGGUGAGGAGAGUGUAGGCCAAGAUGGUCCUGAGCUACGUGACCAACCCCAUGCAGUUACACAUGCAGCGCAGGUCCCGACGGGUGUUCAGGCCUAGAACUACCAAAAAGCGAAUACGUCAAGCAAACAAGAUAUGGGGGCCAAAGAGGGAGCUGGGGGCCGAAAGGGUUCUGAUGUGAGGAAGGGGCAGGGUGUGCAAGUCCCACUCGGGAACAUGGGCAAGUCCAAAGGUAAGAUUGAUGAUGGAAAGAAGCUGGAACAAAAGAAGGGAGAGAGUAAUGCAGGUACAGUAAAUCGAAAGGAAUCUA